Portunus trituberculatus (swimming crab) is the source of this 10254-nucleotide messenger RNA. It is a transcript of the gene REPTOR, whose product is annotated as protein CREBRF homolog. The record is from RefSeq and is a predicted model, not a curated record. Gene Ontology annotation, molecular function: DNA-binding transcription factor activity, RNA polymerase II-specific; RNA polymerase II transcription regulatory region sequence-specific DNA binding. Bases 1092 to 3242 code for a protein of 716 amino acids. Gene Ontology annotation, biological process: response to unfolded protein; regulation of transcription by RNA polymerase II. Gene Ontology annotation, cellular component: nucleus. Lineage: Eukaryota; Metazoa; Arthropoda; Malacostraca; Decapoda; Portunidae. The transcript has 9 exons.
CACACAGUUGUUUUUUAAGAUAACUUCCAAAACAGCUAGUCACAAUAACAAGAACAACAAUAACAACAACAACAAUAACACCAACAGUAAACAACUAAAGUAAGAGAAACAAUGAAAAUAGGAACAGAGAGCUGCCUAUAUCCACCAUACACUUAAUCUUGCUUGCUUCGAUAGACAGAGUCAUGAGUGGGGGGAACUCUCCUGUUUGCUAAUGGUGAAGUGACUGGUUAGUGGUUACUGAUUUUUUUUAAUUUUUUUCCUGGCUUCUCUCUACACGUGCCUCUCGUGUAGUGGAUCGGGCUGACGCAAUCCAGAUUUGUUCAUGUGCCAAGUCUCAUGGAAGACCAUUUGUUUACAUAGUGUCAGGCGCCGCGUUUCCUGUGAAGGAAGGUGGACGUUGUGUCGAUGUUGGUGAUCUGUCAUGUACCUUAGACUGAGUAUCUCGAUUUAGUCCCAGUGGAAGGUUUGAUCGAUUGAAGAAGACUUGGCAAAUCAGCAUCCGUGUUCGUUCGUUUGUGCGUCGACCAGAUGGCAUUCUUGGAAGCGUGGUAGCAAGUGUCGACAUUUACUUCACGCAGCGCAUUUAAUACUUGACAUUAGAUAAUAUUUCAGCACGAGUUGUUUGGGUAAAACGUCUGUGUUGCGCAAGAGCAUCAGACUGUCAUGUUAAUCUGAUUAUUAAACCCAGGAGAUAAAUGGAUAUCAAGAAUGUGGCACUCAUCAUGUGGCAUCACCGACGUAAACAUAACACACCCCCACCAGCUGGCCUCUGAUUGGCUGAGGGUGUAGUGCGUCAGCGGCAGCCAAUCAACGCGUGACCUGACUCUGACGUCACGCCCACCAGAGUCUCAUGAUCAAAACAAAAAUCAAGUUAGUAGUGAAAGACUUGUUCGUGUGAGUGGUGGUGGCAGUGUGAGUGUCCCAAGUACCCCGAUAUUCCUCAUCCACUCCUAACACUCUGCCUCGUAUCGCCUCGCACACUGAUUAAAGGGAAACUGUAGCGUCCAUCUUGAAGUAUUGUGCAUAGAAGACAUUAGGGAGCGAGGAAGUGAAUCAGUAUCGGCGCUUCCUCUUGGUCGCUUCAUCACAACAUGGAGGUCCUCCCAUGGUGGCAGACAGACAGUGACUUCCUGCUGGAGUUCUGUGACAACAGCAUGAAUGGUGACAACAGGAAGGGACCUGGCAUGCCCAUUCCUCGUGGACCAGGAAACAGAGUGAUGCCCAACCACCAUUUCCCAGACCUAUCCAGCAUGGCCUUGCAGAUGGAGGACCACACACUGCUGCCUGGACAGUCUUCCAGCCAACAGUGGGAUGCUCCAGCCAGCUCCAUGUCCUCCCUGUACCAGGAGACAGGCAACAGCCUCUCACCGCUAGGCCCAAACUCUCCGUCGUUGUGGCCACCUCAGUCUAUGGACCUGGAUGUUGACAUCAAAUUGGAGCCAUUGGAUGACCUAUCUGUGGAUGACCUUCUGGCUGGCCACCCUCUUGGACUCAAUCCCACUGAGGACGUGUACCUUGAUGAUGUCAACCUGGAUGACUUGCUCAUGCCUGAGCCGCUGGCUGGGCCAAGCCUUGACCAACCUCAGUCUCCCAAUACCAUGAUGGCUGUGCCCCCUGAUGAGGUGAUGGGCAACCACCGAAACUUUUCCUCUCCUCCACCAUCCCUGCCAACCACCGGAUUGCGGUACACACAGCCCAUCAAGGCAGAGAGCACCUCCCUCUUCUCCCUGCUGGCCUCUUCCUUCCCUCCUCAGGGUGGGGGCUGGCGAGACCCUCUCCUGACAGCUUCUUCCCUCUCCAGUCAGACUACUGGCUCACAGCUGGGGAGCAUUGAGGAGUGCCCUAGUGAUCAGAAUCAACACACUAUGUCUCAGUUUCAACAACAGCAGCAACACCAACAACAGCAGCAGCAUCAUCAUCAGCAGCAGCAACAACAACAACAACAACAACAACAGCAGCAGCAACAGCAACAGCAGCAACAGCAGCAGCAGCAGCAAUGCUCACCUCAGGCUUCAGAGCCCACCUCAGCCCUCCAGGAGCUGCUGCUAAGGUCUCCUUCUACUCCAUUGUCACCUCACCGUGUUUCCUCUCCAAAAGGAACCCCCUCCCCACAGGAACCUCCCAUGGGCACAUCGGUGCCCCGACCCACAUCCUUGUCAGCCGCCAAUCCUUUGCUGUCUGCUCGCCUCUCAUCGUCAGCCCCAAGCCACAACUUCUCGCUGGAGCAAGCCUGGCAGCGGCGGGAGCCCCGCCAGCAUCUCCUAUCCACUGGCUCUCUUGCUGAGGAGCUUGGUGGGUCAGCCUCCUCCCUCAGCACAGUGGGGGGUAUCCUCUCCCCAGGGGGCCAUGACCUCUCCAUUGAUGAAGGCAUUGACUCUGAUGAGGCAUCAGACAAUGAACAUUAUGAUUCUGAGUCAGACAAUGACUCGGUGGUGAGUGAGGACACAGGCAGCAUCUCUGGCUCAUUGGGCAAGAAGGAGCGUUUCUUCUGGCAGUACAACGUGCAAGCUAAAGGUCCCAAGGGUCACCGCGUCACCAUCAACCAGCAGGAACGUGACCCCCACAGCCUGCCCUCUGUUAUGGAUCCCGUGUUUUCUCCACUCUGUUCCAUUCAGGGCAUCAAGCACAGACGCCUUUCCUGCAGCGGGAAGGCUCGCCGCGGCGACGGCAAUGACCUUACUCCAAACCCCCGCAAGCUGGUCACUAUCGGACGGGAGCUGGAGAAGCUGAACAAGACAAUAAAUGACAUGACCCCAGUGUCAGAACUGCCCUUCAAUGUGAGGCCAAAAUCACGUAAGGAAAAGAACAAAUUGGCAUCCAGAGCAUGUCGUCUGAAGAAGAAGGCUCAGCAUGAGGCCAACAAGAUCAAGCUGUAUGGCCUGGAGCAGGAGCACAGAGGGAUACUGACUGUUAUUGAAGACAUUCGUAAUUCCUUGCUGAGGAAGGUGGAGAUGGGUCCCAAUGGUGUAAUCCCAUCUCCUUCACCACACCCUCAGUCUUCCCCUGGCAAUGCUCAGUCGUCCCAAGCUGUGCUGUCACAGCACAUUGAGAAGUUGUGCAAGCUUAUCAACAAGCACCGCAUUGCUGGCUACACCACGGACUUUGUCAAUAAAGUAAUUGAAAACUGUCAGAACGGAAACUCAACUGGUGGACUGGAGGAACUGACCAAGAUCUUCAGCAAUGCCAAUCUGGCCAACAGCCCACCCUCAUCUAGGGGCACAGCCAGCUUCUCACCUCACUGAGAUUCUGGUCUGACAAGCGUCACAUGGUGCACACUUAAGGUGCUUAAGGUUUAGUUUUGAGCACUAUUCUAAGGUAAGGAGACAUGUCCAGUUUUCAAGAACAAGCUAACUGUUGUAGUCUAUUCAUCCAGCUACUGAAGCAAACAAACUGCACAAGCCCUGCUAAGUCUGGAAACUGAAUGCCAAUAGGCUGCCACGUUCUCAAGAGUAGUGAACAUGCACCACUCAGUUUUUUAAGAUUUGACAAGCCACAUGCAGCUUGCUGGACUCCAGUCUGGAUGACAUGUCUAUAUAUAGUAGUGAUAUCCAUGACUUCAAAAGUAGUUAUAGGUUUUAUCAUUCUACACACGUGGUGACCUCAUUCUUCCUCACCUGGGUCUUAAGUUAAUGUACCAUGUGAGAGUGAUUUGCUUCUGAGAAGAGUUUUAUGAUCAGUGAUUACAAGCUAAAUAAGAACCGGCACUGCAAGUGCUGUGUCUGUGAUGGUGGCAGGUGAGAGGAACUAGCUAAGCUGGAUCCCUACACCAGACAUUGGCUGUGACUGUUUGAGGAACGACUGACAUGAUACAAAACACAUCCAAAGUGUUACUACUGUAGAUCUUAGGAUACCUGAAGGGCACUGCAGGAUAAACAGACCUCUCAGGAGUGCCACCACAUACACUGUCCACAGUUAUUCACAAUUUGAAGCUUAUCUCAUCAUUCUUACAAUUCAGUAGUUGUCCCAAAGCAUGGGCACAUGACUUCUAGAGUUAUUUAUUUCUGCAGCAACUGUACGAUAUACAAACACUCUUACCUGGAAUAAUGACAGUGUCUGAAGUUCAGUCAACACCCAGACACAUUAUCUAAUAAUUUAACAUGACAAUAAGUCUAUGGAUUGAGUGUGUAAAUCAGCCUGUUAUUAAAGAAGAGACAAGUUUGUAAGUAGUUGCCAUAGAAGACAUUUAUCACUAAACUCCUGAAGCAUUAACUAUAAAGCCUGCAAAGGAAACCUUCAGUAUUGGUAGAAUGAGUUGCCCUGAGGUCCACCAAUGCUUGUUCAUCACUCAAUUUUUGUUGCUGUUGUGGAGAGACUUGUAAAUAUGUGUUAGUAAUUGCCAGGGAUGAAUGAUAACUCCAUUUAUUCAUAUUGUACAUAUAUAUAUAUAUUUUUUUUUGCAGCUUGUGUCUGCUAAUAUAGUAUCUAAUUAUCCAUUGAACCCGAACAUAUGUGGUGGUCUGUAGCAUUCCUGCUGGUUGAUAUUUAUAUAGCAAGUAACCUUAGGAUCAUACAAAAAUGAAACCUUUGUAGCGCAGUGUUUUGAUGCUGGGAGAAGACUUGCCAUACAUCUUGUCUAGCCAGGAUAAUUGCCUAACAAUGUAGAUGUUAGUGAGAACUUAUGAAAUAAUCAUCCCAUAAAGAUUGCAUUUUUUUUUUUUUUUUUUUUUUCCUCCCUUGGCAAGCUACCACUGUAGCCUAUACUCACCUCACGGCAGGGUCUGUAUUUAGCACAUCCACCUGAACCAUAAACCCAUAAACCCAUGCAUAUACACACAUAUAAUAUAUAUGUAUACAACUGUUAAGUCUCCAAACAGUGACAGUCACAUAUAUGUAGCCUGUCACACAUACUACAGCCCAUAUAAUAAGUAUAUCCUUUCAUCUGUGCAUGCUGGCCCUUAACAGCUCAAGGAACAAGCUUCACGUUCCUAACAGCACACUCCUUCAUUCCCUUGAGUGCAGCUUAUGGCCAUGAGUGGAAGAAACUGGGAAAGCCUUAGCUUUAAGCCAAGUAUUUGCAGUUCUGUUUUCUGCAGUCAUUUGGCAGAAUACCUGUCCUACCAUUUGUUUCUUCUGUAACUUAGUGAGUAGGAAGAUCACAGUGAGUACAGAAGAGGCAGAGCUGUAAGUUCAGUUUUGCUUUUUCCUUAAACAAUAUAGCUGAGACUAGAUUCAAUAGCAAGGAGGAAUAUUGUUCUGCUGUGUACACUGAGAGGGAAAGUACCCUCUUUAUCAUUUUAUUCCUAAACGUGUUCUUUCAGUGGUUUCCAGUAUUGUCAAGGAAACUAAGCAGCACUAUUUCUCGGUCUACCUUCUGGCACACUACUCAGCCAAGUUAUUUUCUUUCUCUGAGUUGAUCUUUCCUUUAUUUCACAUUCCAAUUCUUUAUAGUACAUUAUUCAAACAUUAGGAAGUGCUCAGUGCAGGACGCUUGACUCCUAAUAUUGAAAGGUGAGGUCUGACGUCAGACAUCCUUGGUGUGCAAUGGUAGUCAAAAUAAACUAUUCAUCAGCUUGUACAGAACCUUGUCUUUGUAUAUUAAUAGCAUACAUUAAAAUUCAUUGCUAAUGACUCAGCUCAGCUAUGUCAUCAAUACAAAACAGCUAUCUCUGCAACUUUUGAACCAGCUUCCCUCACGGCUGUACAGGAAGUGUUGUACACCUAUGGAAGUUUAUACAACAGACAUGAGUUUGGGCUGUAGAAAAUACUUGGUCUGAUGAAAUUAUUCAUAAAUUUUCUAUCAUGAUAGUGUUAGAAGAAGCUUAUUCAACUGUUCCUGAUGAGCUUGCUCUCGUACACUUGUCUCCGUUUACUAUUAAGGGCACAUACAAGGGUCACUGCACUUAAGAUGCAACGUUGUGUAGACAUGCUGCAAAAUGUUUAACCUCUGAGCUUUAGUAAUUGUAGGGUACAUAUGAUGUCAUGCUACAUCUUGAUUACUACCGAGUUUCAUUUUAUUACAGGCCAAUCCCUGUAUUCAGAACUCAUUAUAUCAAUUCAUGAGCAUAGAUGAAUGAAAGUGUACUGUGAAGAAGAAAACACAGCAUCAUCAUGCUCCAUGAUGUUAGGAUUACUGUUUAGGCAGAACACAUAUUCUUACUGUACUUUUAAGAUUAUAUACCAUAGACAUUUUCAGUUUGACUACAGCCGAAUGUGCAGGGAAAUUACCCUGCAAGUAAAACCUGUUGUAGUGAGAAGGUGGUAUAGUAAUAACUUGUAAGGCAGAUUAUGGCAAGUUUGAACCAGCAUAUAAGGAUGAGUUUGUGUACCUGAUAAUGUAGGUUAGGAUGCCUGGUGCCUAUCUAGUCGCACUAAUUCUUCAGAGCAUUUGUAGCUGAGGUUGUCUGGUGUAGCUCAAGAGUAAUAGUAAUUGAAAAUGGCUAAUUAAGUAGAAAUGUCGGUGCCGAUGAGCUCUUCUGUUUAUGUUUCUUCUCUCCAGCAUUACCUCAUACACUAAAAAUAUGUUCUGUCCAGUCUGAAGAUUGUCAUGGUUUUGGGGGUGAGAGUUGAGGGGGGACUUGAGGGUCUUUUACUGUUACAGGUUUUUUUUUUUUUUUUUUUUUUUUUUUUUUACUGUUGCAUUGAACAACUGGCUAGCUAAGUUCAUAAUCAGGAUUUGUUUUUCUUAUGUGUAAUGGAAAAAUUUUGCAAGACUUCCUUUAGCAAACCUUGUGUUUUCAGGAGUGUUGUAUAGCUGGACUGUACAUGUGCAUUAGGUGAUAGUAUAAUACACUUCAGUAUUUUGUCUUGGAGGACAACAUACACUAUUAUGUUGCCCAUUUCUGGCAUUCAUAUGUACUCCUUUUUGGAACUUGAAAAAAUUUUUGUUUCAUCUUGCAUUUUCUCUUGCUCUUUUUAGAUCUGAGAAUUGCUAGUGUUCCUAAAUCAAAAUCAACAGGAAUUGCCAAAUAAAGUUGCUAUCUGAGAAAUUCUGCCUGCUUAGCACAGCACAAAUGACUCCCAGGUUUGGUGGGGCUGCAGUGUUAUUGGAUGAUUAAUUUUGUGUGGCAAGUUUAUCUGGAAAUGUGUAGUAGUAAAAAGUAUCAAAUCCUCUCCGAGGGAUGAAACCGAGCCAAGAUACCGUAAAACAUUAUAUAUGGGUAUUUUCUAAAGCAAGAUGUGAAAUUCUUCCAAAGUAAUAUAUAUAUAUAUAUAUAUAUAUAUAUAUAUAUAUAUAUAUAUAUAUAUAUAUAUAUAUAUAUAUAUAUAUAUAUAUAUAUAUAUAUAUAUAUUGCUAUAAAAAAAUAAAAUAAAAAAAUUUUGAGAUAAAUAAACAGCCUGGUACCUGCAGUGCAUGGGCAGGGUAUCUUGGGGGCAUUCCUGACAUGGGCAUUCCUUGUAGAAAGCUCCCCUAAGGGCAGCAAGGCAUUAAAGAUGGCAGUGGUUGUGAUGUAACAUUGUGAAUGAUGGCAUAGAUUCUCAUCACUGAAAGCUAACAUAUUGUAGAAAAGACAAUCACAUGGCAGAGUGCUAUCCAGUAAUUGCACCUUUUUCACACAAUGAAGUGGCUUGUUUUCAGUCCCUAACGAAUAGCGCCAAUAAGAGAAUAUGCAAUAUGCUUAGUUCUCAAACUAAACAUUUUUCAAAUUUAAGACCACAUGCAUUUUGGAGUAUGUGAAUGCAAGAAUUGUGGAAAGUCAGCUCCCCUUGUGAGUGAAAUCAAGUACAGGAAGUUGACAACCUGAGACUGGCUAUGUUCUGAUCAGUUAGUAGUGAGUCGAUGCAAUUGUAUGGAUUGUCAUACCUCAAACUUCCUAUGGAUUUUAACCUGACAGUCAUUGGCCCGGUCUCUAUAUGCAUAAGUAACAUCCUUCCUCUACAGGCAUUUCAAGUGUUAGCCAUGGAGAUCACAGCAUAUUAGUAGGCAACAGACUUAUCCAAGGGGCUGAGACCACAGUGAGACAGAGGUGGUGAGCAGGCAGUGUGGGAGAUGCUGUAUAGAUAGUGACGAUCUUAGUGGUUGGAAAUGUGAGUGGUCAUCGGUUAACGACAACCUGUAGUUGCUAAUCUAGUGAAUAGCAGUUGUUUUCAUUAUAGGACUAUGCUCUCAAACCUGGCUGAACAUGCAGUGUUGCCAUAGGCCACCUGGAAACUGUUUUGACAGGUGUUUGUUGAAUGAGUUGUUUUAUUCAUAAAUGUAAUAAGCAUGAAAUGCAUUCAUACUAAUUUGUAAAAUUUCAUACCUGCUAAUAAUACCUGUUUAUUUUAAGAUCAUUUUGUGCCGAGUUGGAGAUUUGUCUGUGUUUGCCAAGUCACCACUGGUAAUAUCACAUUGAAAUAUUUUAGAUUUAAUAAGUGCAAAACUUAGUGCACCAUUGCUUCUUAGUACUGCAGACAUUGCAGCCGUCUGUACAAGUGAACUGGGCUCAAAUCCCAAGCUAGACGGACAUCUUGAGCUCCUACGUUCAUACCAAGGUCUGGUCUUUGUUUGGCUAGAAGAUACAGUGGGAUAUACUGUAUGCUGUCUCAGCCUUCUCAGAAAUUGCCAAGAAUGUUUAGAAAUUAAUUAACCCAAAUCGCAGCAAAGACUGUGACUUGUGAAACAAUCACAAACCCAAGCCAAAGAUCAGAGUUCCAUUGGGGAACUGAUGGUUGCUAACACGGUCUAUUGAAAUAGUAGAUAGAUUCGCUUGAAAAAUUAUUGUUUAGUUGGCAGUAAAAACUUCAGAAAUCCUCCUCCCUCACCCCUUCCAGAUUUCCUUAUAGUGGUGAGAUUCUGUAAUUGCAUUCACCACACCAAUCUUUGCACUAAGAGGAACAAGUAAGCACUUUCAUUAACUCCUUUACAUAAGUGUAGUGAUCCCCCCAUAUUAAGAGUUCUCCUAAGCAUUGAGUACUCUAUGCCAUCCUUGUUCCCAGCAUAAUUGUCCUACACCACGUCCUUGAUGUGUGCUGCUUCAAGGAAUUAUGACUUAAAAUUUAGAAUGACAAGUUAUUCCCCAUUAAUAUGUGGUCAUUUCCAUGUAUUCUUCCAUGUAGAGAUAAUGUAAAGUAUCAACAAUGGUUGCCCCUCUGCUAUUUAGUGUUGUAUAGCCACUAGGUGAUCAGUUUUGUUGUGUGCGUGGAUUAUACUCUUGUAAAAGAGUUGAGUGAAAGUUGCCCUCCUGUCUAUCUCUCACAAAUAAUCAGGAUCUAAAGCAUCAGACACAAAAUCCCACAUACCUCCUUUCUUCCUGCCUCCUGUGUCUACUGUUAGUCAUUUACAGAUCAAUUAUCUGUGAUACGAAUUCAGGUUUAAUAUAUGUCCAUAUUGAAGAAAACUUAAAAAAUAGUAUAAAACAAAUAAUUCCCCAAAAAAAAAAAAAAAAUAAUGGAUGACAGCUGAGAAAAUUUCAUAAUCAGCUUCUGGUGUUGUGUUGUGAAAUGACCACACAUUUAACUGUUAACUAAUUACUACUGAUAUUGUAGUCUGUAAGGUAUAUCUAUGUUCGUGUAUCAUGUAUGUCAUGCAUACCCAUUGAUUAUCAGCAUAUUACAUAUAUAGAGCUGAGAGCAUUUAAGGUUAUAUAGAAUCCCAAGAAGGCUCUGAUUCUGUGUAAGCCUUUUAAACAGCAAACUAAAACAAUCUCUUCCUAGGUCUUUUUUUUUUUUUUUUUAUUUUUUUUUUUUUUCUUACUUUGUAGUUGUACAUACAAAGUUGGUGCUGAAGUUUGAAUUAGUGAAGCAAAAUUCAUUAAGUGAUGGGUGGUACUUUCUUUGCUCCAGUUUAACUCACAAGAAAUGUGUUGGUCUGCACAGAAACUUGAGGACUUGCCUACUACCUAGGAUGUGAUUUAAACACUUAUAGUGUAUUAUUUCCAUGUUACUCGUAUUAACAAGUGUCUAUAUUACUGUUAAUGAAAAUUUGUACAUAUUAUUUUUAUAUAGCUUUCACUUCUUCAGAGCCUCUUGAAAAAUAUGAAUUCAUACCAUUUUAUAGUUUAUGAGGAUCAACCAAGUUUGAAAAAGUUGGUUUGCUUCACAUUUUAAAGUUUAAUUACAGUUUGUUAUAUACAUACAUACAUUAAUAUAUAUAUUGUAUAUUAAAGAUCUUGAGCCAUUUCUCCUAAAUGGUCUUAUUUUAGCACAUCUGGCUUCAAGUAUUCUAGAUAGGAAACUAUGAACAAGGGACUGCCAUAUCUUUGUUUCUCCAGGGUCACUCCUUCCCAAGACAGGGAGUGCCAGGUGUAGUUAUUUGGUUAUCAUGGUCUAUAUUCUGCUUUAUCUAAAGAAACAUUAAGCACAGAGUUUGUAUAUUUAAAUAAAAUAAUUAGAACA